Molecule: messenger RNA, 1593 nt
Organism: Ciona intestinalis (vase tunicate)
Lineage: Eukaryota; Metazoa; Chordata; Ascidiacea; Phlebobranchia; Cionidae
Source: RefSeq, a predicted model, not a curated record
CCAGAAACCAAUUUCUUUGGAUUCCACAAAACCUGAAGGUCACACUCGUUUUGUUUGUAUUUCUGACACUCAUUCAAAACAUAGAAAUCUUAUUUAUGAUCUGCCUGAAGGUGAUGUACUUCUACAUUGCGGAGAUUUUACUGAAAGAGGAAAACUGGAAGAAGUUCAAGAUUUUAAUGACUGGCUGGGUGAACAAAAAGCAUUUAAACAUAAAAUAGUGAUUGCUGGCAAUCAUGAUCUUUCAUUUGACCUGGAAUUAAUGGAAGACAUAAGAAGAUGCCAACGAGAAGGCUCUUACCGCAGGUUUCAGUUUCUUGACUCCAUACCCGAAGAAAUAACCAAUAACUGGACUUCGGUCCUCAACAAUUGUUUCUAUCUGCAAGACGCAGAAGUUAAAGUGAACGGGAUACGAAUAUAUGGAACACCUUGGAACCCAAUGUUUGGUGGAUGGGCAUUCAACACAUGUAGAGGACAACCAUUGUUAGAUAAAUGGAACAAAAUACCUGGGGAUGGAAUUGAUAUAUUGAUGACGCACAGCCCUCCUGCAGGUCAACCUGAUCAAGUCCACCCAGACGGGGAAAGAGUUGGUUGUGUGGAAUUAAUGAACACCGUUCAGCUACGUGUGCAACCUAAAUAUCAUGUGUUCGGGCACAUCCAUGAAAGUUAUGGCUACAAUUAUGAUGGAGCUCAUAGAUUCAUAAACUGUACCUCUGUAAACCUGGAGAUGGUGCCGUCCAACAAACCAGUUAUAAUUGACUUCCCAACACCAGAGGGAGCCAAGGAAGGCAUCAGCGGUUUCGUUCAAUAUUGAAACGAGUUGUUGUGGUGCUUCUGCUACCAGGUGUAAUGUAAAUAACCAUUUAGCGGCUCAUCUGGUAUGAUACUCGUAAAUGUUCUUAUUUUAUUUCCAAAGUUUAGUUUCGUCACGAAAUCAACACUUUUUCUGGUAAAGUCUUUCCUAAUGGCAGACAAUACGUUACAAUACGCUGUGUUUUAUACCAGAUAUGCAGCUAAUUUUUAUUUGAAAUGUGAUGUUAAUUAUUUAUUUGUUCGGUCAGUUUUUUUAAUUAUUGUUUUUUUCUUGCACUUUCCACUGUACUGGACAUCAAAUUUCUGCAAAUCUAGAUACUAUGGAAUGUCACUAUGCAUUUGAAAGUUGAAACUAUGAAUUAACAUUUAAUUUAUAAGAUCAGGUUGUGAUUUUUCUAUAUACCAUGUAAAUAAGCAUUAAUUUCUGGAAAUGAUCCCAUUUAACAGUGUUUUAUGAUGUUUCCUCUUGCCGUAAGGAUUUACAUUGAUUUGGUUGUAGGAGCUCUUUUUUAAUAUUUCCAAUAUUGAUAUAGCUACCACCCAUACGGUAUUCAAUCUUUUUUUACUUGCGAUUGUUGAUUUGCACUUCGUUAUUCUAAUCUCAUUUCUACAAAACAACAGAAAGCUGAAAAAAAUUAGUAAAUAUUUUUCAAAAAUAAAAUGCAAAUUAUUUGAAUUUUGAAUUAUACAGGCAGGAGCAUUUUACCUAUAACUAAUGAAAUGAGAUGUAAAGUUACUUUCCUACAUUUAAACUAUGGUUAAAAAAAGUCCGGCAUGUGGUGA